Molecule: messenger RNA, 936 nt
Organism: Pseudozyma hubeiensis SY62
Lineage: Eukaryota; Fungi; Basidiomycota; Ustilaginomycetes; Ustilaginales; Ustilaginaceae
Product: catechol dioxygenase
Exons: 1
Coding region: 1-936 (311 amino acids)
Biological process (GO): catechol-containing compound metabolic process
Molecular function (GO): catechol 1,2-dioxygenase activity; ferric iron binding
Source: RefSeq, a predicted model, not a curated record
AUGACCGCCACCAACGGCAACGGCUCCUCUACCCUCGACCCCUACACAAAGUCGUGCCAAGAUGUUUCGGGACCCGCCGCCAUCCCACGCGCCAAGUUUGUGUUGGACAGCCUGAUGAAGCACCUGCACACGUUUGCACGCGAGGUUCAGCUCACCAACGAAGAGUGGCUGGGAGCGUGCGACCUGCUGAUCCGUUCGGGCAAGAUGUCCGACGAACGACGCAACGAACUCAUCCUCAUCUCUGACGUUCUCGGAUUGGAGUCUCUCGUCGAUAGCAUGACAUACGAACGAGCUCAAUCCGCUUCUUCCUCCUCAGCCAAAACCGAAGGCGGAUUGGAAGCGACGCAGUCGGCCAUCUUGGGACCGUUCUACCGACUUGGUGCGCCCGAGUACCCCAACGGAAGCGACAUCGUUCUCGAUCACGACAUCAAGUCCUCCGAAGGCAAGCCGGGUCGAACCUGCUUCAUGCACGGUCGGGUCUCGGACGCUGCUACCGGUUCCCCCGUGGUAGGAGCCAAGAUCGACGUCUGGCACACCGGCCCCAACGGACUCUACGAACAGCAAGACCCGGACCAGCCCGACUUCAACUACCGUGGCAAAUUCACCACCGACUCCAACGGCUACUACUCGCUCCGAUGCCUCGUACCCACCGCCUACCCCAUCCCGUACGACGGCGGUGCAGGCGACAUCCUCAAGCUGCUCGAUCGAAGUCCGAUGCGUCCGGCUCACAUCCAUCUGUUGAUCGAGGCGAAGGGGUACAAACAGCUGAUCACGCAGAUCUUUGAUUCCCAAUGCAACUAUCUGGGUGCCGAUGCCGUGUUUGCGGACAAGAGCGCGCUCACCGUCGAGUUCAAGACGCCCGAGGGCGACGAGGCCAAGAAGAGCGGAAGUCAGACCGAGUUGACGUACGAUAUUCGUCUCGUUGCUGACAAUUAA